Capsella rubella is the source of this 3215-nucleotide messenger RNA. RefSeq names its product probable LRR receptor-like serine/threonine-protein kinase At1g56130. The coding region runs from base 1 to 3093 and encodes 1030 amino acids. NCBI's taxonomy places the organism in Eukaryota, Viridiplantae, Streptophyta, Magnoliopsida, Brassicales, Brassicaceae. The record is from RefSeq and is a predicted model, not a curated record. Gene Ontology annotation, molecular function: protein kinase activity; protein binding; ATP binding. Gene Ontology annotation, biological process: protein phosphorylation. The transcript has 24 exons.
AUGCAGAUCAGGCUACCGAGUUCUCCGUUUCUGCUCCUAACCGUAUGGCUCUUGUGUUGUUCCGGUUUGUUUCACGUGGUUGUUCGAGCCCAAACCCGAACCGGACCAACUACUCAUCCGGAUGAAGCGCGAGCUUUGAACUCCAUCUUCGCGGCUUGGAAGAUCCCGGCGCCGAAAGAAUGGAACAUCAGCGGCGAACUUUGCUCCGGCGCCGCCAUCGACACCGGUGUCCUCGACACCGACCCUGCCUACAAUCCUCUCAUCAAGUGCAUCUGUACUUUUGAAAUGUCCACAAUCUGCCGCAUAAACAACAUCAAGGUUUAUGCGUUAGAUGUUGUUGGACCUAUACCUCAGGAGCUCUGGACUUUGAAAUACCUCACCAAUCUGAACCUAGCUCAGAAUUUUCUCACAGGCUCACUGCCUCCUGCUAUUGGAAAUCUGACUCGAAUGCAGUGGAUGACUUUUGGGAUCAAUGCCUUGUCUGGCCCUCUUCCUAAGGAAAUCGGUUUGCUUGAUGAUUUAAGAUUACUUAGUAUUGGUUCAAAUAACUUUUCAGGUUCUAUACCAGCAGAGAUUGGGAAUUGUAAGAAACUAGAGCAAAUAUACAUGGACAGUUCUGGACUCAGCGGGAGAAUACCUUCAUCAUUUGCUAAUUUUGUGGAGCUGCAACAAGCUUGGAUUAUGGAUCUGGAACUUACAGGUCGGAUACCAGACUUUAUAGGAAAGUGGACUAAACUUACUACCUUGAGAAUUAUCGGAACCGGUUUGAGUGGUCCAAUACCGUCGUCAUUUUCCAACCUAACUUCUUUGGAAGAACUGAGGCUUGGUGAUAUAUCCAAUGGAGGCUCUUCUCUUGAUUUCAUCAAAGACAUGAAGUCUUUAAGUGUACUAGUACUAAGAAACAACAAUCUCACUGGGACAAUACCGUCUACGAUUGGAGGCUACUCAAGUUUGAAACAAGUUGAUUUGAGCUUCAACAAACUACAAGGACCAAUUCCGGCUUCACUUUUCAACUUAAGUCAACUUACUCACUUGUUUCUGGGAAAUAAUACGUUACAUGGCUCCUUACCCAAUCAAAAGGGGCAGUCUCUGAGCACUGUAGAUGUGUCAUACAAUGAUUUGUCGGGAAAUCUUCCUUCAUGGGUCAGCUUACCAAACAUGAAACUCAAUCUAGUUGCUAACAACUUCACAUUGGAAGGUCUUGACAACAGAGUUUUAUCAGGACUAAAUUGCCUGCAGAAGAACUUCCCCUGCAAUCGAGGCAAAGGAAUCUAUUUUAACUUUUCAAUCAACUGCGGAGGCCCAGAGAAAAGGUCUGUUAGUGGAGCACUAUUUGAGAAAGAGGACGCAGAUCUUGGACCAGCUUCGUUUAUCGUGAGUGCUGCUAAGAGAUGGGCAGCCAGUAGUGUAGGAAAUUUUGCCGGAAGUAGCAAUAAUACAUACAUAGUUAAUUCACAAGCACAAUUUACCAACACUAUGGACUCAGAGCUUUUUCAGUCAGCAAGACUUUCUGCAUCUUCCCUUAGGUAUUAUGGGUUGGGGCUAGAAAAUGGAGGCUACACUGUAAAACUUCAGUUUGCUGAAAUACAAAUUGAAGGUUCUAAAACUUGGAAAGGUAUCGGAAGAAGACGUUUUGACAUUUAUGUCCAGGGAAGACUUGUUGAAAAGGAUUUUGAUGUACGCAGAACAGCUGGUGGCUCUUCUGUUCGAGCAGUUCAGAGAGAAUAUAAAACAAAUGUAUCAGGAAAUCAUCUCGAAAUCCAUCUUUUCUGGGCUGGAAAAGGAACAUGCUGUAUUCCUAUCCAAGGGGCUUAUGGGCCACUAAUAUCAGCUGUCAGCGCAACACCAGAUUUCACACCAACUGUGGGUAAUAGGCCACCGUCAAAGGGAAAGAACAGGACUGGUACUAUUGUGGGGGUCAUUGUUGGCGUUGGAAUUUUGAGCAUCUUUGCGGGUGUGGUUAUCUUCAUUAUUCGAAAAAGAAGAAAGCCAUACACGGAUGAUGAAGAGAUACUUAGUAUGGACGUAAAGCCAUACACCUUUACUUACUCAGAACUUAAAAGUGCAACACAAGAUUUCAAUCCCUCAAACAAGCUUGGUGAAGGAGGGUUUGGGGCUGUAUAUAAGGGAAACCUCAAUGAUGGAAGAGAGGUCGCGGUGAAGCAGUUGUCAGUUGGAUCACGACAAGGGAAGGGACAAUUUGUUGCAGAAAUUGUAGCAAUUUCUGCAGUUCUACAUCGUAACCUAGUAAAACUUUACGGAUGCUGCUUUGAAGGAGAUCAUCGUUUGCUCGUAUAUGAGUAUCUCCCUGAGGGAAGUCUCGAUCAGGCAUUAUUUGGUGAUAAGACUUUACAUCUUGAUUGGCCAACCCGUUAUGAGAUAUGUCUAGGAGUGGCCAGAGGUCUAGUUUAUCUCCAUGAGGAGGCGAGUGUUCGCAUAAUACACAGAGAUGUGAAGGCCAGCAAUAUUUUACUUGACUCUGAACUGGUUCCAAAAGUUUCUGAUUUUGGGCUUGCAAAACUAUAUGAUGACAAGAAAACCCAUAUUAGUACCCGAGUGGCAGGGACGAUUGGAUAUCUUGCGCCAGAGUAUGCCAUGCGUGGACAUCUGACAGAGAAAACAGAUGUGUAUGCCUUUGGUGUUGUGGCUCUUGAGCUAGUGAGUGGAAGGAAAAACUCUGAUGAAAACCUGGAGGAGGGAAAAAAAUAUCUUCUUGAAUGGGCAUGGAAUCUACACGAGAAAAGCCGUGACAUUGAACUAAUUGAUGAUGAGCUAAAGGAAUACAACAUGGAAGAAGUGAAACGCAUGAUUGGCAUUGCUCUGCUUUGCACUCAGUCAUCUCAUGCGUUGAGACCACCAAUGUCACGAGUGGUAGCCAUGUUGACAGGAGAUGCUGAGGUCAAUGAUGCCACCUCUAAGCCAGGCUACCUAACCGACUGUACAUUUGAUGACACCACAAGCUCAUCUUUCAGCAACUUCCAAACCAAAGAGACUAGCUUCUCCACGAGCUUUAUAGCGCCUCGCCCCGGGAUGUCACAUAGUGACUGCGAAUCUAAGCCAAUGGUUGGGUUCAAGAUCAAGGAGGGAAGAUGAAAAUGUGUCCUAUAUAAUUGCUAUAGUCUAUAGAUUUCUAACAUGGAAGAUGACAAUUUUCUUCUAUAUUAUAUGUAUUGGAGAAACAGAUUUCACUUUCAUUCAAUAAUAAUAUUUUAGUA